Molecule: messenger RNA, 3234 nt
Organism: Strongylus vulgaris
Lineage: Eukaryota; Metazoa; Nematoda; Chromadorea; Rhabditida; Strongylidae
Source: the annotation of a GenBank genome assembly
AUGGUUACAAUGAAAAUCAUUUUGUUACUACAGAUACUUUUUGUUGUGACGCACGGUGCAAAGCCACCUAUCGUAUCGAAAAAGUCCAAGCUUUGCGGAGACGAGCAAUGCGAUGAAGUGCUUUUCAAAGCGAAAGUGAAAAGAGUUAUGGGCUCCAAUCAUGAGGCCUUUUUGGCGCUGACUGAAGGUGCUACCAUCGAUGUAACGGCUGUGAAAUUUAGUGAUAGAACCGAUCUGAUGGAAGGAGUGCUCGCUGAUGGAAGAAAGGGAAACUUUUACAUUGGUGCGAUUGAUACCGGUCCUUAUGUAGAGUUUCUGCGGAAUGCGAUAGCGGUGAGGAAGGAGAUGAAGGAAAUCAGCCAAGACCGCGUUGAUGUCGGCUCCAAAAAAGUCCUAGGUACUGUCCGUGCUGAUCUGCAACUGGUUCGUGAUUACAACGUCCAAGCCCGUUUAUACGCACAGGAGCAAAACCUUCCCGCUCCUGAUCCUCUUCCUCUCCCUGUUCUUGAUAUCGAAAAUAGUCAUGGACAUAGUCACAGCCAUGGGCACAGUCACGAUCAUGGUCACAGUCACGAUCACGGCCAUAGUCACGAUCAUGGUCACAGUCAUGAUGUUCAUACUCAUGAAGGGCAUGCCCAUGACAGUGGCGCCAAGCCUGACGUUUUACCUGAAGGAAAUAAGCAGGGAACUCCUCCGAAGCUUUCUCAAGGAGAUAAUGCUGAUCGGGUUACCUCUGAAAGUGUCCUCCUUGGUUCGGUGGAGCAGGUCGGAGCGAUGCAUGCCAAGGAUGCUGCACCUCUACAACAAGAAACUGCAGUUCCUGCAGGACAGAAAGAACAGCUCAACAUCCCGCCUCCUCCUGCGACUCCACCGCUUGAACCAGUUCCACAAGAUCCAGUUGUGGAGAAGAGGAAUACCCACACACCAUCCUCUGAGCAAAACGAGGAGAAAGCAACACCAACUCCAACCCCGGUCCCAACACCAGCACAAAUUGUUGAUCCGCCUACACCGUCAUCGGCACAAACGUCUCCAAUGCCAUCCCCUGCAGAGGCUACUACACCGACUCCAAUUGUUCCCCAUGAGGAACUUAAGACCACUGCUGGCAACACUAUAAGCAAUGCGGAUACUCCUCCCAUCGUUUCCAGUGAGGAAGCAAAGAUCGUAACGAGCACUCCCAUUGCCAACACUGAAGCCCCCAACGUCCCUCCUGCUGAACCAAAAAGCAGUAUCCCUAUUACUAACAUUGAGGUUACCAAUGUUUCUACUGAGGAAGGAAUUUCUCCUCCUAUCAGCGGCGUCGAGGCCCCCAACGUUUCAAAGGAUGAACCAAAAUUCACAACCACCAUUCCUAUCAGCAACAUGGAGGUUCCGACAUCAGAGGACAAGAUUAUAUCAUCGUUGAACACUGAAGCGGUACCUGUACAGACGGUAGCAAGAGACGUGGACACAAUCCCAAUUCCGGUUUCAAACGUGGUUGCUUCCGAUGAAGCAUCCACUACGCCAGCAGCUCCUUUAGAAUCGCAGGUUAUCCACUCUUAUGUGGCUUUUCAUUUUUUCGAAUUUAAUCACGUAUUCAAAGAGGCGAAACAUAUUAUGCUUUCUGAGGUACCUCAGGCUGCUCACGACCUUGCGACAAAUUGCAAAUUUAUGGAGGAGCAGCUCAAAGCGAAAGAUAUAGAAAUUAACAGGCUUCUUUCUACCGCUAGUCGUGCUCAAGGCAAAGAUGAUGGUGCAAUUGCGCUUCGCGAGGAAUUGUGUUGGAAAGAGUCCGAAAUUCAGAAACUUCUCAGAUCCAAUGAAAGUUUGAAAGUGGAAGUGGAUCGAGCCGAAAAGUUGUUGGAAUCAACUGAGGCUGAGCUAGCUGUUCAACGCAAUGAAAAGAAUGAGGCAGAAAGGAUUGCUGCUGAUUGCAAACAUCUCUUGGCAGAAUCGGAGAAAGCUCAUUCGCGCACGACUGAUGAACUGUUGUCCACACAGAAGAACCUAAAGAUGCUCGAGAAGGAUCUUGAAGAUGAACGCCGCAGUGAGAAGGAAACAUCUGCUGAUCUGAAGAAAGCAAAUGAGGAUUUGGAAAAACUUAAGAAGGAAUAUGAUGCUGUCAAUGACGAAAUUGAGAAACUAAAGGUGGAAAAGAGCAACCUUGAGUUGGAGAAUGUGACUUUGUCCGGAAUGAUCGAAGAAAUGGAUAAGAACAGGAAGGACGGUAGCGCUGGAGAAUCUGGUGGUUCUGGAGGUUGGUCGGACUUUGGUGACGACUUUGGAGAGGCGGAAAAUGAAAAGGAAAAGACACCUGCUUCUUCAACCGUAACAGUUCCCGUGGCUGUAGUUGGUUCUGAUGUACGUGAAGCGGCUAAACUUCGUGCACAGCUGAAAAAGUCUCAGCAGGAGUUGGAAAUUAUUCGAGCUGCUCUUGAUGCCGAGAAAGAAGAACGCCGUCUUAUUGAAUCUAAUCUGAAAACACUCAAAAUUGAGGCGGAAAAGAAGGCUAAGGAGGCGAAAGAUCGUGAUCGUGAGCGUAGUCGUGCUGAUGAACGUUGCAACGAGCUCCUUGCAAUCAUGAAGGACAACAAUUCGAAAAUUAAGGACGCUGAAGCGCUGCGUGACAAGCUUCAAGAGAAGAUCGCAAAACAGCAAGCUGAACUUGCCUCUGUUAGCGAAGAAAAACGAGGGAAAGACGAAAAAAUACAAGAGCUCGAGGUGGAGUUGAAACGAGUCCGUAAUGAGCAUUUGAAGUUGGAGACCAAAAGAUUCAAUGAGGUGCUGGAUUUGAAGCAUCGUCUGGAUGCAUUGCAGACAAAUCACCCAUUCACCCAAACAGUUUCGGGUUAUGACCUGUUGAAUCAGUCUGCUAGCUCAAGCGAACGUGACAAUAUACUGCCUCACGCUUUAUUGUGGGAAGAAGCCCCACGCACUUUAAGUCGAAAUUGAAGACGACUUCUUGCUGGAAACUAUGCCCUUUGCAAGGACAAGUUCGACUCGAGGAGUCCUCUCAUCGCCGUGUGCGCUCCCGAAGCCAUGGUAGGCAGGCGUGGAACGGAGUACAAACUAAACGCCAACUUACUCAACCGUCGACACAGUAGGAGCAACCAUAUCUACUACUCAUCUGGUGGAUCAAACGAAGGACGUAGCCCACCUCCGGAAAUACCUCUUCUAAGUGCUGUGCCACCCCCCGGAGUGAAGAAGCCAAUGGGAAAACGCGUAGUCGGUAUGCCAUCGCUUUCAAAGUUGUUGUAA